AGUAGUUAAAGACAAAGAAAUCUUGAUGAAGAGGAGUUUUGCUUUACUAUUUUCUAAAUAAAGGGGUUACUUCAACUGGCUUCUAAGGCUUUCUUCCCUCACUUAGGCGAUGGGCUUAUCUAAUUCCCCUGAGCUAUGUUAAGUGACCUUUGCAUGCCUGCCUGCCUGUCUGUCUGACAGGUUCCUGCUUUUUCUCACUGUCCCUGCUCCUUGCAUUCUAAUUCCAAACAUGGUAUCCAUGUAGGGUCACUCCUAUUUCGGUGGCCAAGAGAUAGGCAUUCCAAGUGAAACACGUGGACGUGCUCUUGCUCUCUUUCCCCUCCUGUGAAGCAGUGAAUAGCCUGAGACCUGCUUUCUUCAAUAACCUGGAGAAAUUCUAGUCACAGGCUAUAUAUAUUUUUUUCCUAAUGCAAAUUUUUGUUGUUAUUUUUCCUUCCAAUAUUUUUUGGUGUUCUUUUUUUUCUUCCAAUUCUAGCAGUUGGAUGUCGUUGCCAGGGAGGGGCUUGUAGCCAAACAGACUUACUAGGGCCACAGUGGGAAGGACUGGCAAGUUCCAACAGGGAAAAAGCCCCUUAACUCUCCAAGCUUUGGAAUCUCUCCAAAAUUGUGCUGAAACUUUCCCCUGAAGAAGUCAGUCUCAAUUGGGCCAGCAAGUUGCCAAAAGGUGAGAAGGUUUUUCAAGUCUUUUGAGUAGAUUCCUAUAUUUUUUUGAUUUCCCAUGUCAGGGCAGUUUUAAGCCAAAUACCCCUUUGAAAGAUGGGUCAUAAUGCUACGAUCUUGGACCAACUCCUUUGGCAAGUCCCCCUGUGCGGACGAUGGCGGCACGAUUCGGAAGGGGCACUUUAUCACCUCGCCAAUUGCUUUGUACUCCUGGGCUUCAUGGGGGGAAGUGGUGUCUAUGGUUGCUUCUAUAUUUUCAGCUUCCUAGCAAUUGGUUUCUUGUGCUAUGCAUUGUGGGGCUGGUUUUUUGCCUGCGGGCUAGACAUCUUUAUCUGGAGUUUCCUUCUGGUCAUGAUCUGCCUGAUCCAGCUGGCUCAUUUGAUAUUCCAACUGCGGCAGAAUAACUACGUGGGAGAGUUUGACUACCUCUACAAGACCCUGUACCUGCCUCUGCAGGUACCCCUGCAAACAUACAAAGAAAUUGUCCGCUGCUGUGAGGAGAGAGUCUUGUCGCUAGCUACUGAGCAGACUUAUGCCGUGGAAGGUGAGACACCUAUCAACCGCCUUUCUCUGUUGCUUGAAGGGAGGAUUCGUGUGAGCCAGGAUGGGCAGUUUCUGCAUUAUAUCUUCCCCUACCAGUUCAUGGACUCCCCAGAGUGGGAAUCAUUGCAACCCUCUGAGGAAGGGAUAUUCCAGGUCACUCUGACUGCUGAGAACGACUGCACCUACGUCUCCUGGCCACGGAAGCCCCUCUACCACCUCUUGGACAAAGAGCGCUACAUCUCCCGCCUGUUUUCAGCCCUCCUUGGCUACGACAUCUCAGAGAAGCUGUACGCCCUCAAUGACAAGCUCUUUGCCAAGUUCGGCUUGCGUUUUGACAUCCGCCUUCCCAGCCUCUAUCAUGUCCUAGGUCCUGCUUCCUCUUCCUCAGAGCCUGAAGCUGAGAAGGAGAUCGAGGAUAGCAAGGAGCCCGCCCUCCCUCCUCACCCUCUGUCUGUGGGGGUGCAGAAAGCUCCCUCCCUCCCCUCUUCUCCUGUCUCUGCUGCCCCAACUGCACCUCCCGCCCCAGCCAGGGCGUCUCGGCUUGGCAGUGAUAACUUGGGUGAGGACUCUACCAGUCUUGUGUUGGAAGAUUUUGCAGAGUUGCCAGGAUCCUUUAUGGAUUAUGGGAGUGAAGGGGAGUAUAUGAGAUGAGGGAAGUUCUAACAAGGGCACAGCCAUCUGGUUUAAGACCCCCGUCUUCUGGAAGUCCUCUUAGCAGUCAUCCUUACAUUAAAGCCAAAUGCUCAAAGGGACAGGCUCCUUUGGCUCCAACACACACCCCUGAACUUUAGGAAUCAACUGGUAACUCCUGUUGCGAUGACCAGUCCCACUCUGCACAAGCUUGUAUUCACAAGGAGGCCUCCAAUGAACUUGAUCUCCUGAAUUCUCAUGCACCAGGUUUCUCACAAGCACCUGUCUUUGGGACACAUAAGACUUCUGCACCUGUGUGACACCACAGUGAUCUCGACGUGUGCCAUUUUGUAUUUUCCCACUCAUUCCCUCUGGGUCAUUUAAUUAAAAUGCCUAGAAGCUA
This is a messenger RNA of Sarcophilus harrisii (Tasmanian devil), 2236 nucleotides long. It is a transcript of the gene POPDC2, whose product is annotated as popeye domain containing 2. Gene Ontology annotation, cellular component: sarcolemma. Lineage: Eukaryota; Metazoa; Chordata; Mammalia; Dasyuromorphia; Dasyuridae. Gene Ontology annotation, molecular function: cAMP binding. Bases 757 to 1854 code for a protein of 365 amino acids. The transcript has 4 exons. The record is from RefSeq and is a predicted model, not a curated record.